Molecule: messenger RNA, 2172 nt
Organism: Cinclus cinclus
Lineage: Eukaryota; Metazoa; Chordata; Aves; Passeriformes; Cinclidae
Gene: CNGA3
Product: cyclic nucleotide gated channel subunit alpha 3
Exons: 8
Coding region: 1-2172 (723 amino acids)
Biological process (GO): potassium ion transport; monoatomic cation transmembrane transport
Cellular component (GO): intracellular cyclic nucleotide activated cation channel complex; plasma membrane
Molecular function (GO): voltage-gated potassium channel activity; intracellularly cGMP-activated cation channel activity; protein-containing complex binding
Source: RefSeq, a predicted model, not a curated record
AUGGCAAAAAUCAACACCCAGCACUCCUACCCUGGUAUGCACAACCUGUCUGUCAGAACUGCUGAUGAAGAUAUUGAAAGGAUUGAAAAUGGCUAUAUCAGAACCCAUUCACUUCCUGAGGAUGCAUGUUCAGAGCUGCAGGGAGUCAUUUCUGUGGGAGGAGAACAUGUACCUGAAUCCCAGACGAGCUCCUUCACUGGCAGGGGGGCAAUGGCAAGGCUGUCACGAUUUGUCUUAUCUGUAAGGUCAUGGGCCACAAGACACUCACACCGUGAUGACCAAAGGCCUGAUUCUUUCUUGGAACGUAUCAGAGGGCCAGAGCUUGUAGAGGUGUCCACCAGGCAAAGCAACAUCCGCUCCUUCCUGGGUGCCCGUGAGCGGCCCGGGGGAGCAAACAGUCACUGGCCCUUGGCCAGGUUUAACGUCAACUUUAGCAACAACACCAAUGAAGACAAAAAGGAAGAAAAGAAAGAGGUUAAAGAGGAGAAAAAAGAGGAAAAGAAAGAGGAAAAGAAAGAUGACAAAAAAGAUGACAAAAAAAAGGAAGAGCCGAAGAAGGAGGUCUUUGUGAUAGAUCCUUCAAGCAAUCUGUACUACAACUGGCUAACCGUAAUUGCAGCACCUGUGUUUUAUAACUGGUGUAUGCUAGUGUGCAGAGCCUGCUUUGAUGAGCUACAAAUGGACCAUGUUAAAAUGUGGCUCUUCUUGGAUUAUCUCUCUGAUAUUAUCUAUAUUAUUGACAUGUUCAUCAGGUUCAGAACAGGCUUCCUUGAACAAGGCUUGCUAGUUAAGGAUGAGAAGAAAUUACGAGAACAUUAUACCAAAACUACGCAGUUCAAACUGGACGUGCUGUCUCUUGUGCCAACAGACCUGGCAUAUUUCAAGCUUGGUUUGAACUACCCCGAGCUCCGAUUUAACCGCUUGCUGAGGAUUGCUCGGCUCUUUGAGUUUUUUGACCGUACCGAGACCAGGACAAAUUACCCAAACAUGUUCCGUAUUGGCAAUCUUGUGUUAUACAUUCUUAUUAUCAUCCACUGGAACGCGUGCAUAUACUUUGCGAUAUCGAAGGUGAUCGGGUUUGGAACUGACACCUGGGUGUAUCCCAACGUGUCUGUUCCGGAGUACGCACGCCUGUCCAGGAAGUACAUUUACAGUCUGUACUGGUCAACGCUCACGCUGACAACCAUCGGAGAAACACCACCCCCAGUGAAGGACGAGGAGUAUCUCUUUGUGGUCAUUGACUUCCUGGUGGGCGUGCUCAUCUUUGCUACCAUUGUCGGUAACGUCGGCUCCAUGAUUUCCAACAUGAAUGCUUCUAGGGCAGAGUUCCAGGCCAAAGUGGAUUCCAUUAAACAGUACAUGCAAUUCCGAAAAGUGACUAAGGAUUUGGAAGCCAGGGUCAUUAAGUGGUUUGAUUACCUCUGGACCAACAAGAAAACAGUGGAUGAGAAAGAAGUUCUCAAAAAUCUGCCUGACAAGUUGAAGGCUGAAAUUGCCAUCAAUGUCCAUUUGGACACACUGAGGAAAGUGCGUAUAUUCCAGGAUUGUGAAGCUGGACUUCUGAUUGAGCUGGUGCUGAAACUGAAACCUACAGUCUUCAGUCCUGGUGACUACAUUUGUAAAAAAGGAGAUAUUGGAAGAGAAAUGUACAUUAUUAAAGAGGGAAAAUUGGCUGUGGUGGCAGAUGAUGGCAUUACCCAAUUUGUAGUCCUAAGUGAUGGCAGCUACUUUGGUGAAAUCAGCAUCCUAAACAUCAAAGGUAGCAAAUCUGGCAACAGGAGGACAGCCAACAUUAGGAGUAUUGGUUAUUCUGAUUUGUUCUGCUUGUCUAAGGAUGACUUAAUGGAAGCUCUCACAGAAUAUCCAGAAGCCAAAAAGGCUCUGGAAGAGAAAGGACGUCAGAUUCUGAUGAAAGACAAUUUAAUAGAUGAGGAGGCAGCAAAAGCAGGAGCUGACCCAAAAGACUUGGAAGAAAAAAUAGGGCGACUUGAAGUAGCUCUGGAUACGCUGCAGACUAGGUUUGCAAGGCUCUUGGCAGAAUACAGUGCAUCUCAACAAAAGGUGAAACAGAGACUUGCCAGAGUAGAAACCCGAGUGAAAAAAUAUGGUAGUGGCAGCUUAUCAGUGGCAGAAGGAGAGGCUGAAAAACCUGAGGAGGAGAAAAAGCAGUAA